This is a messenger RNA of Chiloscyllium plagiosum (whitespotted bambooshark), 4365 nucleotides long. The record is from RefSeq and is a predicted model, not a curated record. NCBI's taxonomy places the organism in Eukaryota, Metazoa, Chordata, Chondrichthyes, Orectolobiformes, Hemiscylliidae.
GCGGACGGUGAAACGCACUCAGCCCUUGCUGGUCGAGGGCGGAGGUUCCGGCAGCGGAUGCCCCCUUCCGGUCGGGACGGGGAUUAGGAGGUGCAACGGUGGAAACUUCUUGGCGGCUGGGAGGAGGAGGAGGAGGAAGAGGGUUGGCGGCGGAGGCCCCCUGGCGGUUUGGAAGAAAAGGAGGAGCAGCAGCGGUUGAGGGCCCCUGGCGGCCUGGAGGAGGAGUUGCUGCAGCUGAGGCGAUAGUCCCCUCGAACUGACCCAGUGUGAGCUGGGAAGGCACGCCCAAGAUGGCGGCAGGAUUGAAAAGUUGUUCUCGGCGGUGUGUGCUCUGACCGGGGUGGGUAGGGAAGGGACAGCGUGGUCCAGGGAAGCCAGUGUCUAGUCCACACAACGAAUGGGCGGCUAGGCCUGGGUUGGAGUGGUUGUCUGAUGUCGCUGCCGUAAUGUCAGUGUGGGCGGGAGUCGGUUUUCUUUUCGCCGUCACCCUGGUUGUAAGGAGUUACCGCUGGUUCUUCAGCUAGAAAUGGAGGAUGAUGCGAAGAAAGGUAAAAAGAUGCACCCCGAUGUCCAGUACUACAUGAACUCAAACAGCAAAGACAGUAACUGCAAAUUCACUGCUGUGUCAGUUAGCAAUCCUGGAAUCGUGUCACCGUUUAAGCGUGUUUUCCUGAAAGGAGAGAAGGGACGUGAUAAGAAGGCACAAGAAAAGGUUACAGAACGAAGACCGUUGCAUACAGUUACCCUGGCCUUGCCAGAUCACAGAGUUGAACCAGAGAUUCUGUUGAAUGAUUAUAUUGAAAAGGAAGUAAAGUAUUUAGGGCAACUCACGUCAGUGCCUGGUUACCUGAAUCCAUCCAGUCGAACUGAGAUACUGCAUUUGUUAGAUAAUGCAAGGAGGGCACAUCAGCUUCCAGGACCACUAACAUCAGAACAAGAUGCUGUGAUUAGUGUGUCUGCAUACAAUGUUAAAUUGGUGUGGCGAGAUGGUGAAGAUAUUAUCCUCCGACUUCCAAUCCAUGACAUUGCAGCAGUCUCUUAUAUCAGAGAUGAUUCCCUUCACCUGGUCAUUUUUAAAACUGCCAAUGAAUCCGGGAAUUCAACCAAUCAAAGCACUGAAGAUUCGACUAAAAUACAGAUGUCGGUGUCAGAAAGUGGAGCGGGAACCAUGGAACCGUGUAGUCUGGUGGUGGUGGUUGUAGAGAAUAAAGCAGCUGCAGAAGAACUCUGUUCUCUUCUUAGUCAAGUCUUCCAAGUUGUUUACACAGAGUCCACAAUAGACUUUUUGGACAGAGCAAUAUUUGAUGGUGCAUCUACCCCAACUAAGCACAUGUCUAUAUACAGUGAUGAUUCAAGUAAAGCGGACGUUAAAGAGCCGUAUGAUGCAGAAAUCAGUAACUUGUCUUUUCAGGGUUCAGAUGCAGGAGGAAAUUCACCAUCUUCAACUCUACCAUCACCUCAGAUCAAAAAUGUUAGUGACAGUGAGCUCAGUACUUCUGCAGCUGAAUUGCUUCAGGAUUACAUGAUGACACUGAGAACGAAGUUAACAUCUGAAGAAAUCCAGAAGUUUGCUACACUUCUACACGAGUAUCGCAAUGGUGCCUCAAUUCAUGAAUUUUGCAUCAGUCUUCGACAGUUGUAUGGUGAUGGUAGAAAGUUUCUUUUGCUUGGACUCCGACCUUUCAUUCCAGAAAAAGACAGCUUACAUUUUGAAAAUUUCCUUGAAACUAUUGGUGUCAAGGAUGGAAGGGGCAUUAUAACGGACAGUUUUGGCCGAUACAGAAGGACUUUGAGUAAUGCAUCCAAUUCAACUACAAAUGGCAAUGGAGCAACUGCAGGCUCAGAUGAUCAGUCUGUGCCUUCUGAAGGUGAUGAAUGGGAUAGAAUGAUCUCUGAUAUUAGCCAUGAUAUAGAGGCCCUUGGCUGCAGUAUGGACCAUGAUUCAUCUUGAAAUGAAAUUUGCACAUCCAGUUAGUAGCCGUCAAACUUCUUUCUUAUACCGAUGUGUUCUUAAAUGAAGUUUACUACAAUGUGAAUAUUUAAAUGGAUUGUUAAAACAUUUCUAAAAAAUGAAGAAAUCAGGCCAUAACUUUUUUUAUUGCUGAAAAACUGCUUAUUUGUAUUGAAACCUUUUGUAACAAAGCAAAUACCUGUUAGGCUUGCUUCUUCCAGUCGUGAGCAAGACUUUCCUUGUCAUUUCACGUGGUUUUGUAUCUGAACUGCACAAUGUUACAUAUUGCAGUAUACUGUGAUGUCAGGGAUGAUUUGAUUCACUUCUGGACAGAUUUUUCAUUUUCAAUCUAAGGCUCCAAGAAGUUGAAAUUUUUUGUCCCAUUUCUGCUCUAUGAUGUUGCAGCAUGAGGUGAUGUCUGGUGCUUGCAAAUAAUACUGCACACUUUGAAUUCCUGUAAAUCUUGGCUGCAUAUUCAAAUGUAGCUGCUGAAAUUUGCCUUGUGACUAAACUAGGCAACAUAUUUCCAUUCUUCUCAUGGGAGGUGCAGAAAAGCUGGUAUGUGAUUGUGAAAGUUGAGCUUGUAUAUAGUUGGAGUGCAUUAUUGUGAUUGCAAAUAACUAAAAUUUUGGUAAAGACAAUUGACAGAAGAAAAAUUGGCAUUUUUCUUAAAUGAAGAGAACCAUGCUGCAGAUUUUAUGUUCUGCUUUCAAAUAUUUGCUUUAAAAAUUCCUGCAGUUAUCUGCUAUUCCUGCAAUAUUUAUGCUCUACUUCCAUUUUCAAAUAAGGGAAAGCAUUAUCAUUUAAACUUGUAGAGUUUUAUACAAAGGUUUAAUGUUCUGGUGAAAUGAACAGUAAGGUGCACCAUAAUGGUGUGUCUGUAUAUUGAUACUUUUCAAAAUGUCCUUUCUAUUUCUGCACACCCAAUGCAAGGAUUUUUAAAUUUUAAAUUCUAAUUAAAAAAUAAGGGCUAUUUAAUCGUAGCCCAUGCAAAUUUUUCAUGUAAUAUGCUGUAUUUACUCUCCCAUUUAAUGAAAUUUAAAAGGAAGAAAAAUGUUCAUGAAACUGGAGAUGCAAUUUCAAAUUUUGGUUAAUAGUCAAUUUGGAUGCUGUAUUUAUACUGCAUUUAAACAACCUUUCUUAAAUAUUCUAUUUGUUUAUUGGCAUGACUCAACAUUUUACCAAUAGAUGUACUGUAUUGUAUGUAUAUGUGAUAGUGUGCAGUGGGUAGAAUGUAUGAAGUUAAUAUGCAUAGCAUGUGGAAACAAGAAAACCUCAAGAUCAAUCUGAAAGAAUGGAUUUGCUAUUACUGCCAGUAUAAUGGUCUUUGGAGCCACUAACUUUUUUAUGGAGUGUUGUCAGAUGCUUCAAUAUCCCAUUCAUUAGUUUGUAGUGAAGUAACUUGGUAACAGUGCUUCAGGUGAUUUAAUUUUAUGCUUGGUUUGUAAACCUAAAUGUAAUAUUAUACUCUAGUAAGAUCUGUUAAAUUCACUUCAGUGUCCCUUUCAAAAUAUUUUAGUGUCGUAAACUCAGAUAUUAAUGAGUUGAAAACCACUGGCAUUGUACUGGCAGACUGCAUGGUGGGUUUCCCGAUUUGGAUGCUUAAUUAAUUGUACUUAAGGAAGUGGCUGUGUGUACCAUGUCGUUAUGGUGAUUGUUGUCUUUUAAAUAUUAGGAUGGAGGUAGGGUAAAAUACAACUGCGUAUCAGUGAAAUAUUUCAAGUACAAGAAGAUGUAAAUGUUUGAACUUUUCAGGUACAAGGGAUAUCAAGCUACCCUCUUUGGAUAUGAAUAUUAGAUGUUGUUUUCUGCAUCACUUGCCAUGAUUUUACUCGGAUGUUUUGUUCCAUUUCUCCAUUUGACUGAAGUUGAUCUUUUGUUUCCUCCAGUCUGUUCAGAAAGUUGCCCAUUUACUUUAUGUACAAAUAUGUACGAUUUUGUUUGUGAUUUAUCAUUUUUACACUGUAUAGAAUAUCUGCUAAAGCAAUUCACAUUUGUAGCAGGAAAGGACCUGUGCAUGUUUUGUAAUGCUUUACUUUUUUCAAAGUGCAGUCUACUGUUUGUUCCAUUGGCCAACUACUUCCAACUAUUCUCAAUCAAUUAUCUGGUUUAUCUGGCACAGCCCAGAAGUUCAAAUACAGAUAAGCCAAGGCUGAGAUUCCAACACCAGUUUGCUUCAAUGAAAAAGCAAUCUAACCAUGCAAGCUACUACAAACACACCUAUCAUUUGACUUGUAUAUCAGUAGUGCAGCACCAUUUCGGUUUCAUGAUCUGGCUUGUUUAAAUAGUAAAGCCUUUAGCUUGGGCUAUUGUAAAGGUUGAAUGUCAAGCUAUAUCAUCUUUUCCUGAGUGAAAGUGAGGACUACAGAUGUUGAAGAUAAAAGUCAAAAAGUGUAGCAUCGAAGAGCGCACAU